GGCAUCGGAAAGACCGUAGCACAUGUCUUUGCUCGGAACGGCAUAGCAGGCCUCGCACUGGCAGAUGUCAGCGUCCCCAACCUCGAGGCCGUGCAAGCGGAACUCCGCGAACAAUAUCCCCACAUCCGCGUCGAGAUAUUCACUGUUGAUGUGACAAAAGAGGAGCAAAUUGCUGCUACCGUGCAAUCAGUCGCCGACAAAUUUGGCCGUAUCGACAUCUCGAUCCAUAGCGCCGGCAUCGCGGGUCCCCCGACUCCAACACACGAGCUUCCACUGUCAGACUGGCAGCGUGUCAUUGACGUCAACCAGACGGGCGUGAUGUUAUGCGAUAAAUGGGUUGUUCAGCAGAUGUUGAAACAGGAAUUGCGUCCGGGAUAUGAGGGGCGCGGGAUUAUUGUCAAUCUUUCUUCGAUGUAUGGAAUCAAGAGUCCCGACGGGGCCCUCCAAGUUGUUUCGUAUACGACCACAAAACAUGCGGUUGUUGGACUGACUAAAUUUGACGGAAGAAGAUACGCAGACGACGGAAUUCGCAUAAACGCUAUAUGUCCCGGCUACGUCGACACGCCUUUCACCAGGGCCGCACUUGAAUCGGGAUUUGUCGACUUCGAAGUUAACAAGGGUGCUCUGAAACGGCCAGCUAAACCAGAGGAGAUUGCCAAUGCGGUGCUCUUCCUCACGUCGAGGAUGGGAAGUUAUAUGUGUGCUAACGCGCUAAUUGUGGACGGAGGGUCGACUUCGUGA
Molecule: messenger RNA, 741 nt
Organism: Aspergillus versicolor CBS 583.65
Lineage: Eukaryota; Fungi; Ascomycota; Eurotiomycetes; Eurotiales; Aspergillaceae
Product: SDR family NAD(P)-dependent oxidoreductase
Exons: 5
Source: RefSeq, a predicted model, not a curated record